UUCUGUCAUAUAAGUUCAAAUGGGGUUCACCUUUAUCAUUUGGAGUUUUAUUAUUUCCUGCAAAUAAUUCUCAAUGGUCUCUAUAUAUGAAGGACACUAAUGGGUGGAUUUCCCAGUCUACACCUCCGAAUACAAAAAAAAAAUGGAGUGUAGAAAGUUUGAUCUCAAACUUAUAUCAGCUACUAAUCUGAGAGACGUACGUGAGAAAUUUAGGAUGAAGGUUUAUGCAGUGGUUACUAUUGCAGGCAAUGCAAAAACAGAGAAACGAACUCCGGUAGAUAAGGAAGGCGAGACCAAUCCUACUUGGAACGUCACGUUGCAAUACAUGAUUGGUGAGUUGGCUGUGCAAAACGAAGGGAUUGAGGUGGUGAUCACCUUAUACUGCAAGCGAACCCUAGGGGAUCGAUAUAUAGGAGAGGUGCGUACAUCCAUUAAACAACUCUAUGAGCAGCAUCCAAAUGUCAAUGGAGGAGGCGCUAAUAUAUUGACACGUCAAGUGCAAAGUAGCAGUGGAAUUUCUCAGGGAGAGCUGAAAUUUUCAUUUGGUUUUGGAGAGACAGUUAUCAUCUAA
Messenger RNA from Ilex paraguariensis (yerba mate), 571 nucleotides. The record is from the annotation of a GenBank genome assembly. Lineage: Eukaryota; Viridiplantae; Streptophyta; Magnoliopsida; Aquifoliales; Aquifoliaceae.